ACAAAUGUAAAUAUUUUAUGUUGAUUUUUUAGUUUUCACACCUUAUUUGUAUUGUGUGUUGUGCAGUUGGGUAAAGAAAUGCAAAACUUUUAUGUUUGCUUACAUCGUGUUCUUUAGUUGUUUACUAUUUCUUCCUAUUCAACCCGCAGCAGAAGUUAGGUAUCUGCGAUUAGUUAAACGGUUAAUAGGGGCGAAUAGUAACUCAUCUCAGCGAAUACAAUCGUAUGCCGCGUUUAUUAAUUUUUACACAUUUAUUUCAAAUACAAAACAACUAAGAAAAUUAUAUUCGGUCGCCAUCGAAUCUUUUGUACCCGAUCAUCGAUAUCCGAAGAAAAAAAACAAACGCAACCGAGUGCUAUUUUCAUGCUCUAGUGAAAAAGGUAGAAAUUUAGAUGGUGUCGAUGUUAUACGCUAUGAGUAACAAAUGCGAUAUAUUCAUUUUUCCGAACGCAGAUACGAUACGAUUGGACAGACGGGAUCGUCGAUGGUCAGACGAAUAUGCUUAGGUGCAUUCCGAAUUUGAAAUUGACUUUGAAUUGGGUUUUUGAACUUUGCUUUUGCUUCUAAUAAAGAGACGAAACCAACACGCAUUGAAAUUGAAAUCAAUGGUAGCGCUAACAUAAGUUGUCAACUGAAUUUAGCAACGUUCGGAGAUUUUGAAUGAUACCACCAUAGUAUUCAUGUUACGAAAUGCCAUUGAACAAGAUCGCAAUUAUAUAUGUAAAAGUGAUACAAUGGGUAUUGGUGUCACUCAUGUGGCAGUCGGUACGUCACCCUUAGAUGUAACCGAUUUUAAAUGUCGCGGUUAUGAUUACACAUAUCUGGUGUGUAAUUUUACCAUACCGCGCAAUGUUUUAUUGACACAGUACAAUUUAAGUUAUACCGCUCAAUCACCGAUACGCAUAUCUGAUAAGGAUAAAAAUGGUAAUCGUUUUUAUCGAAUCAUUUAUUCACAGAAUUAUUUGCAAAUGUGUCAAUUGGAAAUUCAAGAAAAUGAAGGUAUUUGCAAUCUGACGGUGGACAGGAAUAACUAUCGCCCUAACUAUGAAUUUUACAAUUUUACAUUAAUCGGACAUAAUGAGGUGGGGACGAAUGUGCAAAGUUUCUGGAUAAAUCAUUAUGAGAGCGUUAUACCACCGCGACCGGAAUAUGUGUUUGAGAAAAUUACCAAUAGUAGCGUCGUUUUAAAAUGGCAUAUGCCUAAGUAUAGUUAUUACACAUCGAAAGGCUUGCAAUACGAUAUACGUUUGCGUCCGAGAGAUUUCGAUUGGAUGAAUCAUUCAAAUUACGAAAUACGCAGUAAUCGCUCAGAAUACAAAUUAAUUUUGCGAAAUUUACCAUACGCUUAUUAUUGGUAUCAAAUAUGUGUACGGAUUAGGGUUAAACGGAUGGCACGUAACGAUGAAAGCACCUGGAGCGAGCCAAGCGAACAAGAAUUUCAAACUACAGCUUGUCCGCCUGAAUUGCCACCCAAAACGGAUAUAGGCAGUUUUUAUAUAGAUUCAAGCGAAACACGGGUACGAUUAUAUUGGCAGCAAUUGCCUGAAUACAAAGAAAAUGGACCAGAUUUUCAAUAUGUCAUUAAACAAGUAAAACGCGACAGCGUUAUAGUGCCUUUGAAACCAAUACAUAUUGAUCGUUCUUCGGCGAUAUUUACUUGGCAUAAGCGUCAUCGUUAUGAGUUCGCAAUUAAAAGUAAUAACAGUCAGGGUGAAUCGGAAGAUAGUAGCAGCAUUAUUGUACCUGCUUGGGGUAAACAUCAUGAAAGAAUGAAUCCGCAAUGGAUACGGAAUAUUUAUCAUGCGGCCAAUCGUAGUUACACAUUGUCUUGGAGUCCUCCCACCAAUCAAAGCAAUUUAAUUGACUAUACAGUAUUCUGGUGUCAGUCGAAACAGGCUGUGCCCAAUGAAUGCCGGGAUACCAUACAAUUUCAGCAUGUCGGUAAGGAGAAUACUCGUUUCGCAACUUUACCGCAAGAACAAGAGCAAACUUUAAAUUUAGCUGUUUCGGCUAAUUACUUGGAAUAUAAUAGUGGUAUGCAUUGGACGAUGUGUACAGCCGAUAUUGCCAGCGAUCUGGUUAAAUUGGAGCCUGAAUUUUCGGUUACAUCGCCACGUUCCAUUAGCGUACAAUGGAGUUCCGAUCGCGUUUGUUCUUCAUUACUGGAGGGUUAUAAUUUAACAUAUUGUCGCAUACAUCGUACUACCACAAAUAUUAUCUCGAACGGUUUCGAAAGUUUACCCUGCAUGGAAGAUACUACCACCGUAACAAUACCGAGCACAGCUAAGAAAUUUGUGGUUAACAAUUUGAAGCCUUUUUCCUCAUAUAAAAUUGAGAUGUAUAUGUUCAGUAAGCUAAAAAAGGGUAAAGUUAGUGAAACGCAAGUAAUAAAUACGACCGAAGAAGCUCCGUCAGCGCCUCGCAAUUUGAAAGCGUUUAAUAUAACAAGCAAUUCAGCGGUUAUAACAUGGACGGCCCCUGCUCAUCACAAUGGCAAAAUACGCAAAUAUGUUAUACAAUACAAUAAUGAAUAUCAUGCUCUGGAUUGUUUCAAAGAAUUAAAAGUAUGUUCUCAUAAGGAUCUUACAUAUAAAUUGGAAAAUCUAAGCAGUUAUACGAGCUAUAAAGUAUAUGUUACGGCGUAUACGAAUGCCGCUUCGAUACCCAGCAAUGAUAUUCAAUUGAAAACACUUAUAGGAAUUCCAUCCAAUCCGCGACACAUGAUGAGCAAAGAGAAAAAUCAGACAGUAUUGCAAUGGUAUAAACCGGAAGUUCCGUCGGGCCGUGUCGAAUACUAUGAAGUUGCCGUCAUUGUUUGGUAUAAAGAACAAAUACAACGUCAACAUGUAUCUGGGGUCGUAGGCUCUACCGAAUGUGUUUUUCAUAUACCAAUAUGUAUAGAUGCUGAUUAUCGGCAUACAGUGCAGGUGCGGGCUGUUAAUAUAGCCGAACGGAGCAGUGAAAUCGAUUAUCUGAUUUUUGCUGUCAAUAGUACAGACGAAGACUUGGAUUUACUUAGCUCCUAUACGGAAAAUAAUGAUUUGAAAUGUAUCGGCACUUCUUUUAGCGAGGAAGCGCAACUACAAUUGAUUGAACGUUAUCGUAAUGGUAAAAAAUAUGUCCAAUAUAAAUCGGUUUGGGAAAAAGGACCGACUUAUAAUUGUUCAUCGACCAAAUUAAGCCGCAUCACCAUGUUAGCUUUGCUCGUAGUUGUAUCCUCGUUGGGUGUAAUGGCUGCUUUCUAUGUUGCCCGAAAUAAGUAUAAUAAAAUGGCUAAUAUAUCUUGUGCUCUGCCACCGGGUUUGGUUGCGAUAACAUACCCCAGCAAACAUUCGGGGGACGGAGGUGACUUUAGACCUAGCAAAGAAUCAUUUAGCAACAACGAAAGUCGUCAUUUAUUAUCGUCUAUAUCGCGCGACUCUACUUACAUGUGCAAUAAUGAACAGCUGGGCGAGGUAGACGAGAUAGUCGCCAGCUCAUUAAGUAAGAGCAGCGGCUACGUAGGUUCAAAUCAUUCUCAAGAUUACGAUGGUCAGGAUACUUGCACCACGACCGUUGACAACACUACAGAAAGUUGUAUUUUUGAAUCACCGUCCGUUGUCGACGACGCUUAUAUGGUGAUGGAGUUAAUGAAAACCAAUGAAAAUAAAUCUUCAUCCCAAUCGCAGGCAUAUGUUAAUCCUAUAACAUCGGUAGACGGUUACGUGCAACCAAAUUUCGCCGCCAUAACUCCCAUAGCAACAGCUAGCAGCAGCGGCUAUAUUAAACAAUUGCCACAAAUAAUGCAUCCUGAGAAUGGUUAUAUAAAACCAAAUAACGUUUUUAAUUGGCAAAUUAAUUCACAAAAGUCACACGAUAUAUCAUCGAUAUCUCCUCGCCACAAUGACAAUGAUUUCUUUUCAACUAACAAUAUCAACGGUUACGUGGCAUCACAGCUAGUGCAAAAGCCCACAGUUCAAAGCACCAUUGACGGUUAUACUUCCUUGGACACGUUAACCAAGUCCACACAUUCUGCUGUGCCGCAACAAACUAUCGGUGUCGAUAUUGCUGCUAGUGCAGGUAGGAGUGCUCUAUGCAAUCUCCCGCCUAUAUCCGGUUAUGUAACCCAAAAGGAAUUAUCUGCUUUUGGCCAACAACAAAAAAUUAAUUGAGUUACCCUCGCCAUCAAUUAUGGCCACCAGAGACUUGUUUGUACAAAGUUUGAGAUUCUUUUAGAUAUCUUAAGUAAAAAAAUGGAAACAAAAAAAAAAAAAAAAAAAAAAAAAAAAAAAAACAAAAUGGAACAAGAG
Molecule: messenger RNA, 4289 nt
Organism: Glossina fuscipes
Lineage: Eukaryota; Metazoa; Arthropoda; Insecta; Diptera; Glossinidae
Product: cytokine receptor-like
Exons: 13
Coding region: 681-4151 (1156 amino acids)
Molecular function (GO): protein binding
Source: RefSeq, a predicted model, not a curated record